Messenger RNA from Budorcas taxicolor (takin), 345 nucleotides. RefSeq names its product testis expressed 36 (gene TEX36). Lineage: Eukaryota; Metazoa; Chordata; Mammalia; Artiodactyla; Bovidae. The record is from RefSeq and is a predicted model, not a curated record. The transcript has 3 exons. The coding region runs from base 1 to 345 and encodes 114 amino acids.
AUGGUCAAAGGGAGACGCUUCAACCCACCCUUAGACAAGGACGGAAGAUGGUUCCCUCACAUUGGACUAACACAAAAGAUGCCAGAAUCCAUCACAAGUACGAUGUUGAAAGAGUCCCACAGUCCACGUUUAUCUCGGCAAGUGGAGGAGAAGCUUCCGCCAAUCUACAAAUUGCGGGAGAAGCAAGCAGUAAAUAACAACUUCCCCUUCUCUGCUCAUGACAAUCGUCACAGCUUUCAAGACUCUGGGUUCUACCUUGACUCUGUGAGUAUUUCUCCCCACAUUGCUAAAAAGAUGAACAACAACAUCAGGGCUCUUGAUUUUCUGAGACCUGGUGAAGAUUGA